CCGGGCGGAAGGAGAGGGAGGAGAGAGCCUGGCGAUGACGUCCGAGGAGGCGGGCAAUCGCGCUGUGGCGGGCGCUGAGAGAGCUCCUGAGAGGAAGCGGCAGCGGGCGGCCGCAGUAGCGCGCGAGAGCGGAGCCAAUCACCAGCUACAGUCCAGAGAUGAAGGACCUCGCCCUCAUGACCUGCUACAUCAUGUGAGGCUCCAAGGGCCAGUCCCAAGAGCUGGGGCUGGCUGUUUGUCAAAAGGCUUUGAACACUCUCAGGAGAAACCAGCUCUUCCCCCUCCGCAGUGCUGGCUGCGCUUCCCCUCCAGGCAGAUAGUUACUGACAAACUGUUUGGUCUCAUCAGACUCCCAUCAGCUCUAUGGGACUCUACCAUAGCACUGGAGCUAGAGUUCCUGGUUCUCAUUAACCUGCGGAGAGAGAUUCGCGAGGCACCCGGGAUUGAUGUGAUCGCCUGCGGCCUUGACUCGUCACUGCUCAUCUCCGUUGAAGCAGGGAGACUUGACGGGGGCUGUCGGGUCGAAUCAGCAGCAGUUGGCAGAGGUGUCCCUUCCUGGAGAUCUCUGACCACCUGUCACCAUGAGGCUUGGUGGCUGAUCAGUUUCGAGGCUGGCACCCCAACAGCUUGUCUGGUCCUGACAUCUGCAGCCUCUGAAAUGCCUGUGUCUGGCUCUUCCAUUCUCCAGCCAGCGAUGCCACUGACCGACCUACCUACCAGCAGAUACUGUAAAUAUCUCUGGUGAAAAGUCCUGUAUGAGCAAAACCUGAGCCUCAAGUAUUAACAGAUUCAGACAGCAAGGUUAAGUCUGUGUGCUAACGAACUAGUUAAAAAUACCUUCUCAAACCCGUGACCUGUUUCUCGGCGAAUCCCAACGAAAAGCCUAUUGCUGUGGUGGUGGUGGUGCCGCCAAAUUAUCUGCCGACCCUUAUCCUAUACCAGUGCACAAGUUAGCAGGCCGAUCUGCAGGCCGAAUUCCUGUCUGGCCCCAGUUCUGCAGUGCUGCAUGUGACUAUAUUGCAUGAGGCGAGGGUUUCAGACAAAGAGGCUGGCUUCUUGGUGCUCUCUGCUGUUGUAACAUUUCUGUGAAAUGAAUUUAAAUAUGAAAGGGUUUGAAAUAGCGAAUGUCUGCGUCUGUUGUCUUUAGUAUUUGACUAUUAUAACAUAUAUUUAAUUUUAAUAAAACCUGAGAUGUCAAUGCUCA
Messenger RNA from Chelonoidis abingdonii (Abingdon island giant tortoise), 1204 nucleotides. Lineage: Eukaryota; Metazoa; Chordata; Testudines; Testudinidae. The record is from RefSeq and is a predicted model, not a curated record.